Molecule: messenger RNA, 1670 nt
Organism: Xiphophorus hellerii (green swordtail)
Lineage: Eukaryota; Metazoa; Chordata; Actinopteri; Cyprinodontiformes; Poeciliidae
Product: transmembrane protein 237B-like
Biological process (GO): cilium assembly
Cellular component (GO): ciliary transition zone
Source: RefSeq, a predicted model, not a curated record
GGCACUUCGUCAUAUCCGGUUAAGUAAGGUAGCUCAGGGACGGUAAACAAACCGGCGUUAACUCGAGUUUUAACUGUCUUGGUGUUGAAAAAGUUCGUUUAUAUUGAUGAGAAUGUGACAGGAAUUCAUUUCGCUGAAAGGUUUUAGGUGAAAAGACCGAGAAUGGACGGAGGAGACGGUAAAAGUAUAAGGUUCAGGGAGCUGCCGCCUCUUCCUAAGCGAGGGCAGCGAGCUCUUCCCACCAUGUCCAGCCAAGACACAGCAGAUUUUCCAGCCCCGAAACGGAAAAAGAAGAAGCCAAGAAAAGACGCAAACGGAGAAGGAGAUGUGGACGAUCAGGAAAUGGAGAUGGGAGGGCUCGGCAGCCGGAGGGCGUCCGAGGUCGGAGAUCACCUGACACUGGAAGCCACAACAGAUGCUCCGACGCAGAGGAAACGGAAGAAGAAGAAAGCCACGUCCACAGAUCUGGAAGACAACCAAGCCGACCUGGUCAACGGAGACACAGGAGAUCAGACCACCGACGGGGAAGAAGUGGUGAAGAAAACCAAAAAGAAAAAGAGGUCGAAGGUCGCAGAGUCGCCGCUUCCCGACGAGUUUUGCGUCGAAGAGGACGACAUCAUCAACGACAGCUGCUCGCCGAUCCCCCAGCAGGCCCUGUUCUCAGCGCCGCAGGGUCAGAGCCAGCCGGUCGGGAAGCUGUUCGUAGAGAGAACCAAGCGGUUCCAGGCCGCCGAGCGUUCCGACUGGAGGACGACGGGCGAGCAGAUGGACGGCGCGGCCGAGCUGCAGCACAUGCCGCCGCUCUGGACCACCAGAGACGUUUCCGUCCGAGUGCACGAAGGCUUCCGGGUGUUCGGUCUGUUCUGUCACGGCUUCCUGGCCGGCUACGCCGUGUGGAACGUGGUGGUGGUCUACAUGCUGGCCGGGCAGCACCUCACCGCUCUGCGCAACCUGCUGGAGCAGUACCACGGCCUGGCCUACCCCUCACAGGCCCUGCUCUACAUGCUGCUGGCCAUCUGCACCGUCGCCUCCUUCGACAGGGUGAACCUGGCUAAAGGUCCGGUGGCUCUGCGGCAGAUCAUCACUCUGGAUCCAGUGGCUCUGGCUUCGUUCUGUAAAUCCACGUCCAUUCAGAGAUUAUUGAUCCUUGUUGUUUCUGUUUGCUUUAACCCCACUCUGUUUUGUUUUUCCCACACAGUGUAUUUCUCUGCAUUGAUUCUUUCUCUGAGUCAGCAAAUGACCAGCGAUCGGAUCAACCUCUACGCGUCCUCCAACACAACGAUAUGGCCUCAAGGGUCGGAGCACCAGAUCCUCCACCCGUGGGUGACCGUCAACCUGGUGGUGGCUCUGCUGGUGGGCUUGGCGUGGAUCUUUAUCGCCACCAGGCCGGAGACAGACUACACCGAGGGUUAUCUGAGGGCGAUGGAGGUUGAGCCGGCAAGGCCGGAGGACAAACCAGAAAUAACUGGCUGAAAAAAAGAAAAAAAAGGAGCAACUGUUAAUCUCUUCUUACUGCAACAUUGUUUACAUCUGUGAUUGUAUUAGAGAUGAUUUUUUGUUGUAUUUUUUAAAUGUGUUUGUCUCUUAAAAUAUAGAGUUUAAAGUAAUCCAAUGAUGGCUCUUCUUUAUGUCUGAUAAAAUAUUUAUGAAAUAAAAUCCACUGAACAGCA